AUGGCCAACAUACAAGAUAAUAAAGCAAAGGUGAUACCUUCCUCCACUGCCGCCUCAGCAUCUACCACACCUACUGAUCCCUCCGUCGCCGAUCCCCUCGCGGCUGUUGGAGCGGGUAUUCCUCCUCAACCCCGAACCAAUGGGGCCACCAGUCCACCCAUCCCACCUCUCACCCAGAGAUCUGGUGUUGCCGGAACAACCAAACGACGUCCACCUCAAAUGGGAGGUGAGAAGAUCUCCAGAAACAGACGAUUAUCACAUGAUGAAACCACCGCAUCUGCGCCUCGACGUUUCCUCAUUGAUGUAGAAGAGACCAUGAGGAUCGUGUUAGAGCAAGAAGAUACUGAUAGAAAUUCCAACGCUCACAAAACAUUCGAUAUUCGAGGAACAUAUAUGCUUUCGAACCUUUUGCAAGAACUUGCUCUAGCCAGAGAUUACGGUCGAAAGCGCAUUGUCCUUGAUGAAGCUCGUCUUGCUGAAAACCCAGUUGAUCGUCUUUCGAGAAUGAUCAAGAACUCUUUCUGGAAUGCUCUCACGAGAAGGAUUGAUGCGGAGGGAUUGGAGGUUGCUUGUGCCGAUCCUAAGAAUCGAAGUCAACAUACCAAAGCGAGAAUUUACAUACCAUAUGGUGAAGAUGAGAUAGCUGAACAUUACCGACAAAUUGCUCGUGAGAAACCCAACCUCAACCUGACGGUCGAUAUAUUACCUCAAAAGUGUGACGAUCCAGCUUUCGUCAAGAGUCUGAAUGAUAAACCGGGUAUUUUGGCUUUGGCGAUGGAUAGGAAGGUAGAUACGGACGGUAAAGUCAAGCUGGAAGCGCUUCCUUUCAUUGUCCCUGGAGCUAGGUUCAACGAGAAAUACGGCUGGGAUAGUUACCUCUGUCGAUCUCAACCACCUUUCCUUACCGAUCUUGCUUUACAAAUCUACAAUCAACUUGAUCGAUCACAAAAAGAAGAGAACAAAUCAUGGUUAAAACGAGUCAUCCAAGCUUCUAUAAAAGAAUACCACUCUUAUUGGAUGUCUGAGCCAUCCCUUGAUCCUGUCUCUGGUCUCUCUCGAUACAGACCUGUCGGUCUUGGUAUCCCACCUGAGACGGAAGCGACCCACUUCACUCAGAUCCUUCAACCCUACGCCCAGAAACUCAGAAUCUCAGUCAACGAGUAUAUCGAAGGUUACAACAACCUUACUAUCCACGAACCAGAAUUAGACGAGUACUUCUUGCAUGAUCGAGGUGUACGAGAGUCAGGUCAUGAUACCUCUUAUCGAUUGGACAAGAAAUGUGCGGAUCUCGGUACAGUCGACCUCAACUCGUUGCUUUACAAAUACGAAUUUGAUAUUGCCUCGGCUAUCGAGGUUGCUUUCGAUGGGGAGAUGGAUCUCGAAGAAGAGUUCCCCCUGUCCCCAUGGCCAGUCACCCCUGAAGCUUUCGAAUCUGGUGCACCCCGAGAGAUAUCGACAUCGGUGAUCCAAACGAGCAAACAUUGGUUUGAGCGAGCAGCGAAGAGAAAGGAGAUUAUGGAUGAGCUUUGUUGGAAUGAUGGACAUGGAAUGUAUUUCGAUUACGAUACCAAAGCGAAGAAACAAGCUCGUUACGAAUCUGUCACUGCCCUUUGGCCAUUAUGGGCGGGUUCCGCGUCAGAGAACCAAGCUUUGAAACUUGUCAGAUACGCUUUACCGAAAUUCGAGGUUGCCGGUGGACUCGUUUCGGGUACAGAAGAAUCGAGAGGUAUCAUCUCGUUAGAUAGACCGAAUCGACAAUGGGAUUACCCAUAUGCUUGGCCACCACAUCAAAUUAUGGCUUGGGUCGGUUUGGAGAGAUACGGUUUCGUGGAUGAUGCUGCUAGAUUGGCCUACAGAUGGAUAUACAUGAUGACACUUUCAUUUGUCGAUUUCAACGGUAUCGUUCCUGAAAAAUUCGAUGCGGUUGAACUUAGUCAUAUGGUAGAUGCCGAAUAUGGUAAUCAAGGUACUGACUUCAGAUAUGUACCUCGAGAAGGUUUCGGUUGGAUGAACUCCGCAUACCAAAUUGGUCUUCAAUGCUUAUCAACCGGUAUGAGAAGGGCAGUAGCCAACUGUGUUCCUCCAUGGGUAUUUUUCAACCUGCCCGCACCAGAUUUCACGUCCGCCAAAAAGCGAAGAGCGGAAAGAGAAGCUCGAGAAGCCGAAGCUGCGGCAUCAGGACACGGUGGAGCGCCGAAAUUGGAAGUUCACCACGAUCCACCUUCUUUAGAGGAAGCUGUGGCCAAAUUGAAAUUGGAACUUGGUGCUGGGCCUGCAGCUGGAGCUGAGGGUCAACAAUAG
Molecule: messenger RNA, 2301 nt
Organism: Kwoniella mangroviensis CBS 8507
Lineage: Eukaryota; Fungi; Basidiomycota; Tremellomycetes; Tremellales; Cryptococcaceae
Exons: 12
Coding region: 1-2301 (766 amino acids)
Biological process (GO): trehalose catabolic process
Molecular function (GO): alpha,alpha-trehalase activity
Source: RefSeq, a predicted model, not a curated record